This is a messenger RNA of Dama dama (fallow deer), 937 nucleotides long. RefSeq names its product DnaJ heat shock protein family (Hsp40) member C24 (gene DNAJC24). The record is from RefSeq and is a predicted model, not a curated record. NCBI's taxonomy places the organism in Eukaryota, Metazoa, Chordata, Mammalia, Artiodactyla, Cervidae. The transcript is spliced from 6 exons. The coding region runs from base 84 to 659 and encodes 191 amino acids. Gene Ontology annotation, biological process: positive regulation of ATP-dependent activity. Gene Ontology annotation, molecular function: ferrous iron binding; ATPase activator activity.
GAAGCUGGUUCCGAGGUUUGGCAGAAUGCAGGCGCGGAGUGGGCUCUAGUGGCUCUAGUGUUGGACCACUUCUUGUUCAAGGGAUGAUGGCGUUUGAGCAGAUACCAAAAAAGGAUUGGUACAGCAUUCUGGGAGCAGACCCAUCUGCAAGUGUGUCAGACCUAAAACAAAAGUAUCAGAAACUCAUUUUAAUGUAUCAUCCAGAUAAACAGAGUGCAGAUGCGCCAGCAGGAUCAGUGGAAGAAUGUAUACAGAAGUUCAUUGAAAUUGAUCAGGCAUGGAAAAUUCUAGGGAAUGAAGAGACAAAAAAAGAGUAUGACCUGCAGCGACAUGAAGAUGAUCUAAGAAAUAUGGGACCAGUAGAUGCUCAAAUAUAUCUUGAAGAAAUGUCUUGGAAUGAAGUAGCUCAGCUGGUAAAGAAUCCGCCUGUAAUGAGAUCCCAGUUCAAUUCCUGGGUUGAGAAGAUCCCCUGGAGAAGGGAUAGGCUGUCCAUGCCAGUAUUCUUGGGCUUCCCUGGUGGCUCAGAUGAUGAUCAUUCCUUUUCUCUGAGCUGUCGAUGUGGUGGAAAAUACAGUGUUUCAAAGGAUGAAGCAGAAGAAGUUACACUGAUUUCUUGUGAUACAUGUUCACUAAUUAUCGAACUCCUUCAUUAUCGCUGAGAUUGUUCACUAAGUGGAAUUCUUUAGUGUAUUCAGACACAUGGAGGAGAGGCCACUCCACCCUUGUCCAUUCAAGCAAAUGUAUAAAGCUGAAUUAAAAAAAAAAGGAUUUCUUUUUUUUGUCAGCUCUGUUUUUACAGAGAAAAGAUAAGACUGUCAAGCAGAGGCCACCUGGAUUAAGAGAAAAUUAAUUUCAUGAUUCAUAUGUGUUUAUAGAUUGCAAGAAAGGGGUCUUGAAUUUAAAUUUAUAUUAAAUAAAUUCCCACCUGAAAACUUUA